Messenger RNA from Tupaia belangeri chinensis (Chinese tree shrew), 5230 nucleotides. It is a transcript of the gene ZNF541, whose product is annotated as zinc finger protein 541. The transcript is spliced from 16 exons. The coding region runs from base 629 to 4717 and encodes 1362 amino acids. Lineage: Eukaryota; Metazoa; Chordata; Mammalia; Scandentia; Tupaiidae. The record is from RefSeq and is a predicted model, not a curated record. Gene Ontology annotation, biological process: negative regulation of DNA-templated transcription; regulation of transcription by RNA polymerase II. Gene Ontology annotation, molecular function: transcription corepressor activity. Gene Ontology annotation, cellular component: transcription regulator complex; histone deacetylase complex.
UUUUCCCCCCCCCCCCCCGGAAUAUUGUCCCACUUCUAACAAACCAAUUCAGUCCUUCCAGUGUCUCUCCCAUCUAAUUAUUUUCCACCCUUCCCCAUCUUUCCAACAAAUAUUUCUUUUCAUCACUAAUUCCACCCCAGUUUGGCUUCUCCCAGCAAAACUCUCUAGGUCCCUUCCCAGGGGUGAAAUACUAGGAAAGAAAGAAAUAUUUUCUCUUGCCAACAAAACUUGUUCCCACCACCUAGUAUUUAGUAUUGCUUUUUUUCUUCCCAAAGUUCAUGUGUGUGCUUGUUUUGUUGGGACCCAAGUUUCAUGUGUGUGCUUGUUUUGUUGGGACCCAAGUUCUGACGGCCCCUUCCUUUCCACCACCUACUUGCAGGGCAAAAGAAAUUGGAUGAGUAUCCUGAAUUUACCGCCCAGCGUUCCAGGAAGAAAAACCCCAAUGGUCUGAUUGUCACCUGAAUCCCCUCCCUGUGGGGCCUAAACUGGGCCCCCAUUUCCCAGAGGUUCACUCCCUUUCUCUUCUCCUGGAAUUAGCCGCUGUCAAGGACUCGCUCCUCCUUGACUCCUUACCUGGCCUUGCUGGCCUGGAGGGUAGCUCUUGGCCGAAACCUGGUACUGGAGAGCCAUGGACCAGUACAGCCUUGGGGACGAGGGCACCCUUCCAUCAGAAAUGCACCUCCCUUCGUUUUCAGAGAGCCAAGGCCUCAACUGCAGUGACACCCUCAACCGAGAGUUGGGGCCCCACACGCGGGACCUGCUCUAUGCUGGCCUGAGUGGUUUAGACCUGGACCCCAGUCUCCCAACGCCCGACGCACCCAGCGAGGCACUGGAGGACAACCUAGACACCCUGUCCCUGUACUCAGGGAAGGACAGUGAUUCCGUGAAGCUGCUGGAAGAGUAUGCAGAUCCAGAAUCUCAGACUUCCUUACCAGACCUGGGGCUGGGUGCACUGAAGGUGCCCAAAGAGGCUGACGAAGGAGGCAGAGCCACCUCAGGAAGUGCCCGGAAAGGCAAGCGGCAGCACGGUUCCCCUCAGAACCCACUUCUGGACUGCAGCCUCUGUGGGAAGGUGUUCAGCAGCGCCAGUUCUCUUAGCAAGCACUACCUGACACACAGCCAGGAGAGGAAGCACGUCUGCAAGAUCUGCAGCAAGGCCUUUAAGCGCCAGGAUCAUCUGACCGGGCACAUGCUCACCCACCAGAAGACCAAGCCCUUCGUGUGCAUCGAGCAGGGCUGCAGCAAGAGCUACUGCGACUACCGCUCCCUGCGCCGCCACUACGAGGUCCAGCACGGCCUGUGCGUCCUGAAGGAGGCCCCCCCAGAAGAGGAAGCCUGUGGGGACUCGCCCCAGGCCCCUGAGCCGGCCAGCCAGCCAUCUGCCAGCAGCCUGCGGUCCCUGGUAUCCCCGGAAGCUAGGUCCCCUGGCUCCCUCCUGCCCAACCGAGACCUCCUGCGCUGCAUCGUGAGCAGCAUCGUCCACCAGAAGCUCCCUUCUCCAGGCCCUGCCCCAACCGGGCCUUCAGACAGUGAAGGGAAGAGUAUGGCCUGUCCCUGCCUUCCCUCGUCAGGGGCCUCCUGCACCCCGGCCGGCACCCCAGUGGCCCCAGGACCCCUGGGCACUGAGGUCCCUGAGGAGCUGCCUCCCACACAGAAGGAGCCAGCUGCUGACGUGUUCACAGCCGUCCAUCCCAGGGUGAGCGAGAACAGUGCCCCUGACCCACCAGAGUCAGGGCCCCCGCUGCUCCAGCUCCCAUCCACCCUGGAGGGCUGGCCCGAGGGCAGCUCCCUGCCUGCCUGCCUGCCUUUCCUGCGAGGCCAGACGGUCCCUGCCAGUUCCCAGCCAUCGGGCCACAAUUUCCAGUGGCUCCGGAACCUGCCGGGCUGCCCCAAGAGCAAAGGCAACAACGUGUUCGUGGUCCACAAGCCUUCCGUGGUGCCCGCCCGCGAGGGCUCCGAGUCUGGGCCUGGGUCCAGCAGCACCUGCCUGGCAGUGGAGCCCUCGUCUGGCUCAGGGGUCAGCCUGGAGGACAUGCUACCCUUCCCCCCCACGCUCCCAAAGGCGCCCGGGGAGGUCUCCAGCGACCCCAGAUACAUCAGUGGGGAGGACGACUCCUGGGCUUCCAAGAAGAGUAGGUUGGACUGCGAUUCGUACUCGUGGCAAAGCCCCGGGGAGCCUGGCCUGCAGGACGCCCAGAAACAGGGAGGGUUCCAGCCAGAUGCCACACCACUUUUCCGGCAGCUGUUCCUGAAGUCGCAGGAGUCUCUGGUGAGCCACGAGCAGAUGCAGGUGUUCCAGAUGAUCACCAAGUCCCAAAGGAUCUUCUCCCACGCCCAGGUGGCGGCAGCCUCCUCCCAGCUCCCGGGGCCCGAGGGCAAGCAGGCUGCUGUGAAGCCACCGCAGGGGCCAUGGCCGCUGCAGCCCCCACCACCGGCGUCCGCUGCUGACUCUCUUCAUACCGGCCCUGGAAACCUGGGGCCAGAGGGAUCCCCAGCCCGCAGGAGGAAAAACCUGCCAGUGGCUCCCAGAGAGACGUCCCCAGGCAGCACGAAGCGAGACUCAAAGGGAGGUCCAAAAGCGGCCACUGCUCUGCCUCCCCUCCCAGCGGCAGCCCUGGACCCUCCCGGGAACUCAGACCUCUCUUCCCUGGCCAAGCAGUUGCGAUCAUCGAAAGGGACCUUGGACCUGGGGGACAUAUUCCCUACUGCAGGCUCUCGGCAGCUGGGGGGCAAUGAGCUGGCGCCAGGAGCCCAGCUGUCCGGGAAGCAGGCCCAGUCCGAAAAUGGCUCAACUUCUGGGGCCACAAAAGGUGAAAAGAGCCUAGCCUGCUCCCGGGGUGCAGGCUACAGGCUCUUCUCGGGCAGCUCCAGGGCCCAGCGGUUCUCAGGCUUCCGGAAAGAGAAGGUGAAGAUGGACUUGUGCUGCGCGGCGUCGCCCAGCCAAGUAGCCAUGGCCUCCUUCUCAUCCGCCGGGCCGCCAGCCGACGCCCCCCGGGACUCGAAGUCCAAGCUGACAAUAUUCAACAGGAUCCAGGGUGGAAACAUCUACAGGCUCCCCCAUCCGAAGGAGGAGAACGUGGCAGGCGGAUGUAACCAGCAAAAUGGGGGCCCCGCAGACUGGCCAGAGCCCAGGGGCACUUUCGUGUGCAAGAACUGCAGCCAGAUGUUCUACACCGAGAAGGGGCUGAGCAGCCACAUGUGUUUUCACAGCGAGCAGUGGCCGUCGCCUAGAGGCAAGCAGGAGCAGCAGAUGUUUGGCAUGGAGUUUUGCAAGCCACCGAGGCAGGUGCUGAGGCCAGAGGGAGACGGACAGAGUCCCCCAGGAGCCAAGAAGCCCUUGGACAGCUCAGCCACAGCCCCUUUGGUUCCCCCCAUGUCAGUCCCCAUGGCUCCUGAAAUCCGACCCCCAGGGAGUUUGGCUGAGGGACAAGAGAAAGACGGGGAGGAGAGAGAUGGCAGGGAGAACAGCCAACACAGGAAGCGGAAGAAGCGCCCCCAGCCCAAGGCUGUGUCCGCCCCUCCUCCCCCCUCCACGUCUGGGGAGCCGGGUGCCGGAGGGUGCCACCAGAGCUGCCUGCGGUCUCCAGUGUUCCUGGUGGACCGCCUCCUGAAGGGCCUGUUCCAGUGCUCCCCCUACACGCCACCUCCCAUGCUCAGCCCCAUCCGGGAGGGCUCGGGGCUGUACUUCAGCACGCUCUGUUCCACGUCCACUCAGGCCAGUCCCGACCAGCUCGUCGGUUCUGCGUUUGGUCACGUGGAUGGCUCCUUUGACAUCUGCGUGGUGAAGGAUGACACCAAGAUCAGCAUUGAACCACACAUCAACCUCGGAAGCCGGUUCCAGGCCGAGAUCCCGGAGCUCCAGGAGAGGUCACUGGCUGGGACUGACGAGCAUGUCGCUUCUCUGGUCUGGAAGCCGUGGGGCGAUGUGAUGACCAACCCAGAGACGCAGGACAGAGUGACAGAACUCUGCAACGUGGCGUGCUCUAGCGUGAUGCCGGGCGGGGGCACCAACCUGGAGCUGGCACUGCACUGCCUGCACGACGCCCGGGGCGAUGUGCAGGUGGCCUUGGAGACCCUCUUACUUGGAGGACCCCGGAAGCCUCGGGCUCACCCGCUCGCUGACUACCGCUACACAGGAUCAGACGUCUGGACACCCAUGGAGAAGAGGCUCUUUAAGAAGGCGUUCUGUACCCACAAGAAGGACUUUUAUCUGAUACACAAGACGAUCCAGACGAAGACCGUAGCCCAGUGCGUUGAGUAUUACUACAUCUGGAAAAAAAUGAUCAAGUUUGACUGCGGCCGAGCCCCAGGGCUAGAAAAGAGGGUUAAGAGAGAGCCAGAUGAGGUAGAGAGGACAGAAGAAAAGAUCCCUUGCAGCCCUCGAGAGAGACCCAGCCACCGUCCAACUCCCGAGCUAAAGAUAAAGACCAAGAGUUACAGGAGGGAGUCCAUUCUCAACUCCAGCCCCAGUGCAGGCCCCAAGCGGACCCCAGAGGCGCCAGGGAGUGUGGAGAGUCAGGGCGUGUUCCCCUGCAGAGAGUGUGAGAGGGUGUUUGACAAGAUCAAGAGUCGAAACGCCCACAUGAAGCGGCACCGCCUUCAGGACCACGUGGAGCCUCUGGUCAGGGUGAAGUGGUCCGUGAAGCCCUUCCAGAUUAAGGAGGAGGACGAGGAGGAGGAGGAGCUGGGCGCAGACAUCAGCCCCCUGCAGUGGUGAUUCUCGGUGGCAGCAAGUCUGGGCAGGGCCUCCAGCCCUGUCACACUUCCCUUCAUCCUCUCUAGGGUGUUGCGACACCCCCCCUCCCUCCGCCCUCCCCGGCCAGCCCUCUAGCCAUCUUGGCAGGUGUUUGGCCAGAGACAGCAGGAGAAGCGGUCAUUGGACAGCCCAGUCCCUGGCGUGUGGUCCGGAGGCCUGCUCUCCUUAGGUUAAUAGUCUCUCCCCUCUUUCCAUUCCACUUCCAGAGCGGGGAGGCCUGGGGAGGGGAAGCUAGUCCGGGCAGCCCUUCAGUCUUAGCCUCAGGCAUGGGGUCUGGUUACUUUUGUUACAAGGCUGAGACGCAGAGAAUCAGUGGGAAAAGACCUUGGUCUCCUACAUGUUGGGGCUCCUCCUGGGCUGAGGGUCUCUGCAUCUGGAUUCAAUCCCUGCUCUUAGGAUGACUUGUACAUGGUUAGUUUUUCUUUUUUUUUUUGUACGUGUCUACUUGUAAAUCUUAUUAAAUUGGGUUCUUGA